This is a messenger RNA of Aspergillus sclerotioniger CBS 115572, 1651 nucleotides long. Its product is annotated as pheromone receptor. Gene Ontology annotation, biological process: G protein-coupled receptor signaling pathway. The transcript has 5 exons. The record is from RefSeq and is a predicted model, not a curated record. Gene Ontology annotation, cellular component: membrane. Lineage: Eukaryota; Fungi; Ascomycota; Eurotiomycetes; Eurotiales; Aspergillaceae. The coding region runs from base 1 to 1302 and encodes 433 amino acids. Gene Ontology annotation, molecular function: mating-type factor pheromone receptor activity.
AUGGCUCCGACAGCGGCCCCCCUUUACCCGGAGGCGAUCCUCGUACCGGUUCUCUCCUUCAUCUCCAUGCUUCUCAGUAUCGUGCCCCUAGUAUUGCAUUGGAAGAACCGAAACUUCGCUGCAAGCAGCCUCAUCUGUUGGUAUCUGGUUCUCAACCUCUUUAACAUCAUUAAUGCCCUUAUUUGGCCGACGGACGACGACUGCGAUGUUGAGGCCAAGAUCAUGAUUGGCAGCUACAUUGUCAUCCCGGGGACCUUGGUCUGUAUUUUUCGCAAUUUGGCCCAUGUCCUUGACACUAGCCUGAUGGUCCUCUUGUUCUGUGUGAUCGCCCCGGUGAUUGCCAUGCUCACACACUACAUCUACCAGCGAGGUAGAUACUUUCUCUUUGCUAUUGCUGGCUGCUUCAAUAGCUAUGAUCAAAGCUGGGUGACCCUUGCGCUAGCAUGGAUCUGGCCGCUUAUCAUAUGUUUGAUUGCGGCAUACUACUGUGUUCUCGUCUUGCAUCGCCUUGCCAAAUACCGAAGCCAGUUCGGGGACAUACUCCAGUCGGCCAAUAGUAACUUGACCAAACCGAGGUUUAUGCGGCUGUUCCUCCCUGCUUUUGUCAUGCUGUGGGCCAUUCUUCCGGUUCAAACCUAUGUUGUCUCAACGAACAUAAUCCGUACGCAGCCAUGGCACCCAUACUCGUGGAGUACGGUUCACUCGCAGGAGUGGGACAAGGUCAUCAAGGUUCCUACGGGAGGGCAUGUUUUCUACGACCGCUGGAUUCCAGUUGCUUCGGGAUAUGUGUUCUGUAUCUUCUUUGGGAGUGGCAGAGAUGCUUCGAAAAUGUAUUGCACGAUCUUGGGUUUCCUGGGCUUUGGCUACUUCUUUACAUCACUCCAGUCGUCGACAGCAAACGGCUCCUAUGCAACGGGCUCCACGGGUAGCCGUGCAAAACUACUGUUCCAUAAAACGUGGACGACCACGACCAGGACACACGUUAACAGCUCUGUCGACGCUGCUCGGUCCGCUCAUGUCUACCGUGAUAUCGAAAAGGGUGCCACGUCUCGAGCUAAGCAAUCGAAGUUGGCGUCGUGGUACAGACGGCCCUGGUUUUCACAAAGCCGACAUCCCUCUUCCAGCCAGGAAAGGAUGGUCGCCCUUCACCAUAUGCCCGAGCCGACAACCACGGUUUCUACCAACGCUUGGGCUGGGGUGAGUCAGAGUCGUGGAAGUAGUGACAUUGGAACCACGCCACUUGCGGGGGACCACAUUCGGGUGAAGCAGGUGAUCAGUCAGGAGAGCGAGGUGCAGGUCUAACAAUGCCUGCCACCAUGGCCUUUUUUUGUUCCUUAAUGCGUGGAAGGCCACGAAACGAAGGACCCAUCAGAUUCUGUUUGUGAGUCUUGGCCUUUGAUACGUACCUCUCCUGUACACUCUUAUUGGACCAUGCUUCAACCCACUGUUUUAUGUUUCCGAAUUUUAUCCAGGAAUCUGUCCAUUUCUUAUCUGCCACUACAGAUGCUUGACCUAGGUUACAAGAGUGAUUCGAAGUGUACCCGACAAUCUGAUUAAUACUAGCUACUGUACCGUAAGACAGCUCAACGUGCUAUAAACACUUAUAUUGCACGUUACCGAUAGCCUUCUGACAUCAAGUUAUAUCAUCUCG